Molecule: messenger RNA, 1788 nt
Organism: Sturnus vulgaris (Common starling)
Lineage: Eukaryota; Metazoa; Chordata; Aves; Passeriformes; Sturnidae
Gene: EIF4E
Product: eukaryotic translation initiation factor 4E
Biological process (GO): translational initiation
Cellular component (GO): cytoplasm; eukaryotic translation initiation factor 4F complex
Molecular function (GO): RNA 7-methylguanosine cap binding; translation initiation factor activity
Source: RefSeq, a predicted model, not a curated record
CGUCCGCGAUCCGAGCGCUCUAAGAUGGCGGCGGUGGAGCCGGAAACCACUCCCAACCCCCAACCUGCAGAAGAGGAGAAAACUGAGCCAGCACCUAGUCAGGAGGUUGCCAGCCCUGAACAGUAUAUCAAACAUCCACUACAAAACAGAUGGGCACUCUGGUUUUUUAAAAAUGAUAAGAGCAAAACUUGGCAAGCAAAUCUUCGUCUUAUCUCAAAGUUCGAUACUGUUGAAGAUUUUUGGGCUUUAUACAACCAUAUCCAGCUCUCUAGUAAUUUAAUGCCUGGUUGCGACUACUCGCUCUUUAAGGAUGGGAUUGAGCCCAUGUGGGAAGAUGAAAAAAACAAGCGAGGAGGCCGAUGGCUAAUCACACUAAACAAGCAGCAGAGACGAAGUGACCUUGAUCGCUUCUGGCUAGAGACACUGCUGUGCCUUAUUGGGGAGUCAUUUGAUGACUACAGUGAUGAUGUGUGCGGUGCUGUUGUUAAUGUUAGAACUAAGGGUGAUAAAAUCGCAAUAUGGACAACUGAAUGUGAAAACAAGGAUGCUGUUACGCAUAUAGGGAGAGUAUACAAGGAAAGAUUAGGACUUCCUCCAAAGAUAGUCAUUGGUUAUCAGUCCCAUGCAGACACAGCUACUAAGAGCGGCUCCACCACUAAAAAUAGGUUUGUUGUUUAAGACGACACCUUCUGAGUAUUCUUUCAUAGGAGACUGCGUCAAGCAAUCGAGAUUGGGAGCUGAACCAAAGCCUCUUCAAAAGCAGAGUGGACUACAUUUAAAUUAGAUUUCCAUCUAAAUGUUGCUAAGAUUUGUGAGAAGUCUCAUUUGCCUUUGUCUUGUACUUCUAUGUUCAAUUUUUCUAUUUUGGCUGAAGUAACCGUUACCAAUUCGAAUUUUAGUACACUUCGCCCCCCCAAAUCCAUAAGUGUGUUUCUGGCCCACUCUAUAAUAGCUUGGUAGAAACAUUACUAUUGCAAAACAUAAUUUGUUUAUCCAAAGUAUUCAGAAAAGUUGCAUUUCUGUACCUGCAGGAAAUUACUCUGUUUUACAUUUGCAUUGUAUGCAGUAAGAUUUUGCUGGUUUGGAAAGAGUAUGGUGCAUACAGUUUUCUAGCAAUUUUUUUAUACAGCAUCAUCUUUGCUGUAACCUCUGCUGAUGGCUGCUAGAUUAAUUUAUUUGUUUUCCCUAUUUGAUAACAUUAGUGGUAUUUUGAUUUCAGUUGUUUUUGCUCAUGUAACAUUUGGUGAAGAAUCUGGGAAUAUGACAAAGGUGGAAUAAACGUUAAUUUUGUGCAUUCUUUGGUAAUUUUUUGGUUUUUUUGUAACAUCAAAGCUUUGCUACAGAUUUAUGCAUUUCAGUCAAAUCAGUGAUCUUUUUGUGUGAUUUCCUGAACAUAAAUGUGGAGGUUUUUUUUAAAUGUAACACCGUAAUUUACAUUCCUUACUAGAAAUAGUAUGUCUGUUUUUUGUAUCUUAUGCUGUAUUUUAACACUUUGUAUUACUUAGGUUAUUUUGCUUUGGUUAAAAUGGCUCAAGUAGAAAAGCGGUCCCAUUCAUACUAAGACAGUGUACAAAACUGUAAAUAAAAUGUGUACAGUGAAUUGUCUUUUAGACAACUAGAUUUGUCCUUUUAUUUCUCCAUCUAUACAGCAAGUAUUUGUACCUCUUUGUGACAAGGCAGUCUCUACUGUGGCUUGUAUUGUAGUGUCUUCCAAGAAAGAUAAAGUCUGGAGCUAUAGUCUGAAACUGUUAAUAAACCUAUUAGAUAGCACCCUAAAUCAAAGUGGAA